This is a messenger RNA of Bolinopsis microptera, 2160 nucleotides long. RefSeq lists its product as uncharacterized. The coding region runs from base 1 to 2160 and encodes 719 amino acids. The transcript has 2 exons. Gene Ontology annotation, molecular function: nucleic acid binding; RNA-DNA hybrid ribonuclease activity. Lineage: Eukaryota; Metazoa; Ctenophora; Tentaculata; Lobata; Bolinopsidae. The record is from RefSeq and is a predicted model, not a curated record.
AUGAUACUCAAAGCUUGGGACCACAUUAAAGAUCCAGUCCGUAUGAUCUUUCACAACUUACUGGCACUAGGAAUUACUCCAGAAUCCUGGCAUCAUACCACAGGUUGUAUUCUACCAAAACCCCUCAAACCGGACUACACUAACCCUAGGGCAUUCAGGAUAAUCUCACUGACAUCCAGUUUCCAAAAAUUAUUAGAAAGGCUCAUACUCUGGCACCUUGAGUUAGACCUUAAAAUUCCAGCUAAACUCACUAAAAACCAACACGGUUUUAGGAAAGGUAAAUCUACGGAAUCAGCGAUCCACCUGUUAACCCGCAGGAUCGAAGAUGCGAUGGCAACAGGGAACUACGCUUUAGGAGUGUUCCUAGACAUUGAACAGGCUUUUGACGCAGUCAGCUUCACAGCGAUCAAAGGAGCUCUGCUGGAAGCCAACAUCCCUCCAACCAUUUCAGAAUGGAUCUACUUCAUGAUAAGCAUUCGCAGACGACUUGGUAAUCCUCGUCAAGGCAUCUGUAAAGUCACGAUCAGAGACAUAGCCCAGCAACAGCUACAGAACAUCAGCAACUGGUGCACGAGCAAAGGAUUAAAACUCAGUGGAGUCAAGAGUACAGCAAUCCUAUUCACCACCAAACAGGACAAUAAUCUAGACUCCCCGCUAACAGUUGACGGAACUACAGUUCCCACAGUUAAUAGUACAGUCUAUCUAGGGGUUACUUUCGACCAGAAACUUAAUUGGGGUACUCACAAACUUAAAAAAUGUGAUAAGGCCAUAGGACAACUUCACGCUUGUAAACAAGCUGUAGGAAAAAUCUGGGGCAUCUCACCGGCGGGUGUGAGAUGGAUCUAUAACCAAGUCAUUCUCCCCUCACUAGGUUAUGCAGCGAUAGUUUGGCAACACUCAACAGACAGACACUACAUCUCUGUCAGACUGGAAACAGUUCAACGCCAAGCAGGUCUCAUGAUCACUAGAGGACUGAAAAGUACUCCCACUCCUAACCUGGAGAUCCUAGCUAGAAUCCGUCCCAUCAGCCUUAAACUUAAAUCUCUAGCAAUUAAGUCGGCAAUGAGACUUAAAUUACAAGGAACAUGGAAUAAACAGUACCAUUACAACCAGCGAAGACACUGUAAAUCACACGCUUACAACGUCGAGAAAAUGAUAACUAACAUAACUUACACAGGAUGCACACUUCAGGACAAUAUCCCCAAGGUUACCAUGCUGGACAGACGUUUCAAGGUAAUUAUACAAGAAAGGAAAGCUGCCAUCAACUACAUCGAUAAUCUUCCUCCCUACAUCUGGCAGAUCUUUACAGACGGCUCGAAAGCAAGUGGAAUUACAGGAGCGGGAUUCUGUGUCAUCAAAGCAGCACAAGAGUACCACAGAGUCAGCUAUCAACUUGGCACGCUGGCAACAGUCUACCAAUGCGAGCUCUUUGCGAUCCACAUGGCAAGUAUCUGGAUCAAUGAUAACAUAGGGUUACCAGCUACCAUUAACUUUUUCUCAGAUUCCCAGGCCUCGCUUAAAGCGCUUACCAGCACUAGCAUUAGCUCCAGAAUAGUACUGGACAUCGUAGACCAACUUAAUACAUUAGGUACCUCCCACCGAGUAGAACUUAGGUGGGUCCCAGGACACGAAGGAGUACACGGUAACGAACUUGCCGAUGAACUCGCAAGAGAGGAAUCCAGCAGUAUCCCCAUAGGACCUGAACCAUUCCUCCCACUACCUGAAGGAAUCAUCAACAACGCAAUCGAUGAGUACCUAUUCAAACUACACCUCAACGCAUACCGACAGGUCGACCUCAGUGAUAAAGGGAAAAUCCCUCUUGGACUAUUCCUUAACACAUACAAAUACAGGAAUAUUAAUAUCACAGGAACUCACCUCAGAUGGCUAACAUGGCUACUAUCAGGGCACAGCCCACUAGCUUACUUUCAGACUAGGGCCAACAACGUCAACUUUGAGACACAAGACUGCAAACACUGCCCAGGGGAAGCAGAAACAUCACAACAUUUCCUCUGCGAAUGUGUACAGCUGAUGACUAUCAGACUGAGGAUAUUUGGUAAACCUUUACUCACAAUGGAGGAAAUUAUCAACAGUAAACUCAACCACAUCAUAAAGUUUGUGGAACAGUCAAAAAGACUAGACAAGGAAGAUCUCUUUGGGUAA